Molecule: messenger RNA, 766 nt
Organism: Scleropages formosus (Asian bonytongue)
Lineage: Eukaryota; Metazoa; Chordata; Actinopteri; Osteoglossiformes; Osteoglossidae
Gene: tspan1
Product: tetraspanin 1
Exons: 8
Coding region: 36-752 (238 amino acids)
Cellular component (GO): plasma membrane
Source: RefSeq, a predicted model, not a curated record
GUAAAGUGUGAGAGGCUCCAACCGAGACAGAUACGAUGGGGUGCUUUACCUUCGUGAAAACUAUGAUGAUCCUCUUCAACCUCCUGAUCUUUCUGGGGGGCGCCGGCCUGCUGGCUGUGGGCAUCUGGGUAAGCGUGGAUGGGGGCUCCUUCCUGAAAGUGCUGGGUCCUUUCUCCAGCCAAGCAACGCAGUUUGUCAAUGUUGGCUACUUCUGCAUCGUCAUUGGCGCCAUCCUGGUGCUGCUGGGCUUCAUGGGCUGCUGCGGAGCACAAAAGGAGAGCAAGUGUCUCCUCAUCCUGUUCUUCUCCAUCAUCCUCAUCAUUUUCAUCGCUGAAGUUGCAGCUGCCGUCGUCGCGCUGGUAUACUCGUCAUUUGCACAGAGUCUCCUCCAGGCCUGGGCUGAGCCUGCACUGAAGAACCAGUAUGGAAAUGACAAGGUGGUGACGCAGAUAUGGAAUGACACCAUGACUGAGCUCAAGUGUUGCGGAUUCUCCAACUACACAGACUUCAAUAACUCCAGUUAUCUCAAGCAGCACAGUGGGACCUACCCUCCCACCUGCUGCAAUAGCACUGCCCCCUGUGAAGUGCAGUUGGCACAGAAAAGUAAGGUCCAGGGUUGUUACAAACAUCUUCUGUCCGAGCUACAGAAAAAUGCAAAUGUGGUUGGGGGAGUAGCUAUUGGCAUCGGGGCUGUAGAGAUUUUGUCUAUGAUUGUCUCCAUGUACCUCUACUGUCACAUGGACAAAAACUGACAACGAAAGAGGGC